Molecule: messenger RNA, 643 nt
Organism: Oldenlandia corymbosa var. corymbosa
Lineage: Eukaryota; Viridiplantae; Streptophyta; Magnoliopsida; Gentianales; Rubiaceae
Source: the annotation of a GenBank genome assembly
AUGUUACGCCUUUCGAUGGCUCGAGUUUGCGUAGAGAUCGACCUCCUCAAAGAGGAUCCCAUUCAGUUAGAUUGUGAGUUGAAGGAAAGUCUUGUUUUCAGCCAAUCUACUAUGAGAACAUGCCAUAAUACUGUGCUGAUUGUAAAAAACUUGGUCAUGAUCAUCAAUCCUGUCGACACAAUUCUAAAGCCUCAUCAUCACAAAGGCCAGAAUCACGUUCCUGAAAGUCCAUCGCUCGCUUUGAAUUCAGAAGAGAUAGAGGCUGAAGAACUGCCUCAAUUAUCAUCCAAAGCUGCCGCCGGAACGAAGAAUGUCGUACUUGAUGCUGCUGAACCUGCUGGCAAUCAUGGCCCUCUGAUUGUUAACGCCGCUACGAAUUAUCAUCAAUCCUCAUUCAAUUUGGUUACUGCCACACAACUUUCGCCAAUAGAAAGUCAAAAUCCCCCGGAGAAGCAAUAUGUUGAAGCUUGUUCUGGUUUGCGGGCAGCCACUUCUGUUCCGCUACUUCUGGAAGAUCAUCAAAUCAUUGUUGCCGACGUCACGGCUCAUAUAGAAGGUGCUAAUGCUGCUGUCGCUGCCGUCGCCGUUGCCACUGUUGCCCCAGUCGCGGCCGCUGCAAGGGACUCCACCAGUAGCGGAUAAU